Messenger RNA from Brenthis ino (lesser marbled fritillary), 627 nucleotides. The record is from the annotation of a GenBank genome assembly. Lineage: Eukaryota; Metazoa; Arthropoda; Insecta; Lepidoptera; Nymphalidae.
AUGACAAUGGGUGAUGAAUUACCUGUCACUUCUUUAGUUUUGCCCGUUUUAAUACGUCCUGUUUUGACUCAGUUGGAAAAAUAUGAUUUGGGUGCUUCUCAAACAUUACGUGCUGCUCUUACGAAGGCGGAGGCAGCUAUUCCAGGACUUAAUUAUGAUUUAGUUGCUGGCAUCAUGAGACGAGCGGAUAUUCCUGUAAAUAUGAAUGAGAGCUUGCUACGUUUACAAGGAACUUUGACAGACACUGAAUGCGCUGAUUUAAGAUUGAAUAGAUCAGAAGAAGCAUUCCAAGAAUUGAAUAAGAAAUCUGCUGCUUUGAAAAAAAUUUUAAGCAGAAUUCCAGAUGAAAUAACAGACAGGAAAACUUUCCUGGAAACUAUCAAGGAAAUAGCUUCAGCUAUAAAAAAGUUAUUAGAUGCAGUUAAUGAAGUUUCAUCAUAUACACCCGGCCCUGGAAAGCAGGCACUGGAACAGAGAAAACGAGAAUUUGUUAAGUAUUCCAAAAGAUUUUCUAACACUUUAAAGGAGUACUUCAAAGAAGGCCAGGCCAAUGCAGUCUUCGUGAGUGCUCUUUAUCUUAUAUACCAAACUAAUCAAAUUCUUUACACUGUUAAAAGCAAAUCAGAA